CUUGCAGCCACACAUUCCUACUGAGUUAAAAUUUCACCGUCCAUGGGGUUGGUUGGAGUUAUUCUCAUCGAGAAAUGUGGAGGGACUUGUUAUAGCACCAUAACGGUACCGAGCGCGUCUGCACCGGUACAGGCAGAAGAGGCCGGACGGUCAUUCCUUACCGGGUCAAGAAAUAUCAUAGCCAAGUUAACCUGCACGACACCAUCUGAUUCCUGUGCAGUCGGCCUCGUGCCAUCCUGCGGGAACAACAAUUGCAAAAUAUAACUCGCUCAAUUUCGAACAGCUUGUGGUUCUGUCUAUCUCCACCCUCGUCCAACCCUACCAGCUUUUCCAUGCAGGGAGGAUUCCUAACUGAAGAUGGCCUGGAGAAGUACUUCGCGUCUGGGGAGUAUCCAUGGACAAGUCUCGUAGCACCGUCUUCCUUCAGUUACGAUUGGCAGCAGCCCCACUCUACCACAUUCGGUGUGGGAGGGCCAUCUCUCACAAGCGGAUGCUCCAGUGGAUCUCCCACGCAUGACCAAUGGGUCUACCGGAUACCCGAGAUUCAGCAACUACCAUCAGGAUCCGGACCGAUUCCUUCAUGUUGCACCACAAUUCUUGGCCCAGAUUCGAUGUCAGAAGCAAACUUAUGGACGCGGAUGGUAACACGCCCAUCAUUGAAGCGCUCUCGGCGGCUCAUGAACUACAACGUGCAGCAAGAUGUUCUUAACGUCGUGCGGAUUGAUGAUUCAUUGAGUGCAGAGAGCGUGACGGUGGUGGAGAUGCCGAAUUCUGUGUUGAAGCCAGUAUCAUACUCCGGGAAUAAACCGCCAAAGGUAACAAUAGACGCCUGUGAUGAAAAAUCAAUAAAGUCUGUCCAAUCUGAUUCUGCGCAUUCCAUAGGAUGGGCCACCGAAACGAAAUGCGAGGGGAAGGCCCGGGAUAAAGGGAUCGAGAAGCAAGCAUCCUCCAAUACUUGUUGCCUACCAAAGCUACGCCUGAACAAAGCAUGGAAUCGGCUGCGCCGUUGGACGACUACUGCACUCAGGGACAUGAAGAGUCGAACUGCGCGUUUAUCAUUAGCUACUCGACCGAUAAGUUUGGCCGGUUGCUCGGAUCAACAUGACAUCUGGAGAUACCCUCAAGGAAACGACGAUACAGGACAAACGAAUUGACCGAUGUAACUGGAUCACGACAUAACGAACGCUCUCCAUAUCAGCCCCCGUGGACAUUUUACAUUUUGGGGGGAAUGAACUCUUACUCUCAUGUUAAUCACAGACAAAUGUAUGCUAAUGGAUUUAGUAGCGAUAUAAGACUGUAGCUAUACUCGUGGGUGUGCCAGACUAGAGUAACGUAUGUCAUCAUCUCAGUAUACGACGAAACAGUCCCUAUAGCAGCUGGAAUGGCAGUAACGGCCCACUCUGCGGAGACGACAUAGCACAGAGUUGUGAUGGUUCACUAUGGAAGUUUUCCUUCAUAUAUAACUCUGAAGAGUUCCGUGUCUAUUUGGGGCAGCACUAG
Suillus subaureus is the source of this 1500-nucleotide messenger RNA. RefSeq lists its product as uncharacterized. Lineage: Eukaryota; Fungi; Basidiomycota; Agaricomycetes; Boletales; Suillaceae. The coding region runs from base 333 to 1154 and encodes 273 amino acids. The transcript has 6 exons. The record is from RefSeq and is a predicted model, not a curated record.